AUGUUAGAAAAGAAAGAGGAAAAGAGUAAAUUAGUAGGAAAGCAAAUUACAGAAAACAAGGGUGAUGUAAAGUCAAGUAAACAAGAGAAAAACAUACAAGAGUCUGACAAAGUGAAACAAAGUAGAGAGUGGCAAAGUGAAGCAAACAAGGGUGAUGUAAAGUCAAGUAAACAAGAGAAAAACAUACAAGAGUCUGACAAAGUGAAACAAAGUAGAGAGAGGCAAAGUGAAGCAAACAAGGGUGAUGUAAAGUCAAGUAAACAAGAGAAAAACAUACAAGAGUCUGACAAAGUGAAACAAAGUAGAGAGAGGCAAAGUGAAGCAAACAAGGGUGAUGUAAAGUCAAGUAAACAAGAGAAAAACAUACAAGAGUCUGACAAAGUGAAACAAACAAGAGAGAGGCAAAGUGAAGCAAACAAGGGUGAUGUAAAGUCAAGUAAACAAGAGAAAAACAUACAAGAGUCUGACAAAGUGAAACAAAGUAGAGAGUGGCAAAGUGAAGCAAACAAGGGUGAUGUAAAGUCAAGUAAACAAGAGAAAAACAUACAAGAGUCUGACAAAGUGAAACAAAGUAGAGAGAGGCAAAGUGAAGCAAACAAGGGUGAUGUCAAGUCAAGUAAACAAGAGAAAAACAUACAAGAGUCUGACAAAGUGAAACAAAGAAGAGAGAGGCAAAGUGAAGCAAACAAGGGUGAUGUAAAGUCAAGUAAACAAGAGAAAAACAUACAAGAGUCUGACAAAGUGAAACAAAGAAGAGAGAGGCAAAGUGAAGCAAACAAGGGUGAUGUAAAGUCAAGUAAACAAGAGAAAAACAUACAAGAGUCUGACAAAGUGAAACAAAGUAGAGAGAGGCAAAGUGAAGCAAACAAGGGUGAUGUAAAGUCAAGUAAACAAGAGAAAAACAUACAAGAGUCUGACAAAGUGAAACAAACAAGAGCGAGGUAA
Molecule: messenger RNA, 945 nt
Organism: Parnassius apollo (apollo)
Lineage: Eukaryota; Metazoa; Arthropoda; Insecta; Lepidoptera; Papilionidae
Source: the annotation of a GenBank genome assembly